Messenger RNA from Macrosteles quadrilineatus (aster leafhopper), 3737 nucleotides. Its product is annotated as all trans-polyprenyl-diphosphate synthase PDSS1-like. NCBI's taxonomy places the organism in Eukaryota, Metazoa, Arthropoda, Insecta, Hemiptera, Cicadellidae. Gene Ontology annotation, molecular function: prenyltransferase activity. Gene Ontology annotation, cellular component: transferase complex; mitochondrion. The record is from RefSeq and is a predicted model, not a curated record. The coding region runs from base 9 to 1229 and encodes 406 amino acids. Gene Ontology annotation, biological process: ubiquinone biosynthetic process; isoprenoid biosynthetic process. The transcript is spliced from 8 exons.
UUUGUACUAUGGCGUGUUUAGGGUCGGGAAGGCUCUGUGCUCGUAGUGUUGAGAAAUUGUGUCAGCUCGGACAAAAAACCCAAAUAAGAAGAAAACCUUCAGCUGCAUUUGUAAGGAUCAAAGAAGUUGGCAUUCAACCUUUAUCUCGGACCCUAGUGCAGCAUUGCAAGGAUCAUGGAGCUGUUACUUCACAAUCUCAGAGACUCUUCUCCUCACAACAAGCCGGUCCAGGACCUCUCCCUGACUACCAGAACGUCGACCCGUACAGACUUCUCGAGGACGAUCUGAAAGACAUUUACCGCGAUAUCCGACAGGAAUUAAGAUGGAACACGAACCAAGACGAACUUCACACGAUAGCUACCUACUACUUCGAUGGACAAGGCAAAGCCUUGCGGCCCAUGGUGGCUAUACUUAUGGCACGCGCCAUCAACCACCACAUGCACAAAAGUGGGUUAUUGCCGGCUCAAAGACAAGUGGCGAUGAUCGCAGAAAUGAUCCACUCCGCAUCUCUGAUACAUGACGACGUGAUCGACCAAUCCGACUUCCGCCGAGGGAAACCUAGCGUCAACGUCCUCUGGAACCACAAAAAGGUAACGAUGGCUGGAGACUUCAUUUUGGCCGUAGCUUCCAUGAUGAUUGCACGACUCCGAGACAAUGACGUCACCCUUACACUUAGCCAGGUUGUUACUGACCUUGUACAAGGAGAGUUCAUGCAGCUCGGUUCAAAGGAAACAGAAAACGAGAGGUUUGCUCAUUAUCUGACCAAGACUUAUCGGAAGACAGCAAGUCUUAUCGCCAACUCAGUCAAAGCGGUGGCAAUGCUUGCUGGAGCAGACGAGAAGACUUCUGAAGUUGCCUUCCAGUAUGGCCGCAACGUUGGGCUGGCUUUUCAACUUGUCGAUGACCUACUGGAUUUUGUGUCUUCUUCAGCAGCAAUGGGAAAGCCAACAGCAGCAGAUCUAAAACUAGGCUUGGCCACUGCUCCCGUGCUCUUUGCUUGUGAAAAGUUUCCGGAGCUCAACCCGAUGAUCAUGCGGAGGUUCCAAGAGGCAGGAGAUGUAGAGAAAGCGUUUGAGUUGGUACACAAGUCACAGGGGUUGGAGCAGACCAGAUUCUUAGCCAAAAAGCAUUGCCUGGAGGCUGCUCGAUUGGCUGGCUCUAUACGCGAGAGUCCUUAUCAGAGAUCUUUGAUGGUUGUUAGUGACUUGGUCAUCAAUCGGAUGAAGUAGCAGUCCAUCUCAGCUGGCUGCGUAUACAUUGCCUACAGAUAUUGCCUCAUACACGGGCUAACUUGUACAUAAUCAGGCCUUAACUUAUAGCGUCAGUUAGUUCACAUUAUACUCCACCCUUGAAGAUAUUUUAUAUUUUUUAUACUUUUGUGCAUUUAAAAUGCUUCAUGCAAACCGAGUUUGACUUUUUUGUAGACAUAAAAUACGUUCAGAUUAUUUAAUAUAUAUGAAUAUCUAUGAUCUUUUUAUGAAUGUAUAUCAAUGUCAAAUCUGAGUUUUAUAUUGAUUAUUUUAUUUCAUAUACUAUUUGUAAAAUAAAUAAAAUAUAGAUCGUACACAGUCAGUAUUAAACUAAUAGUGUCUUAAAUCAACUAUGUUCGAUUAAAAUAUCAAACCUUAGUUUUUAAUUCCGAAUUCUUCUUUUGUUGCAGUUGAAAAUUGUUAAAAUUCUUUAAACAUAAGGUCACCUUAUUAUACAGUCUGUGCAAUGUUUAUCGUGUAAUCCGAUAAGGAUCUUGUUAUUCUUUAAAUGUUUUAACCAAGUGGAUGGCUCAUUAGAUUACACCUGAGUUGUUGUAAAUAGAUUUUGAUUGAGAUCAGCUUUUGAAUUUUGCUGAUAACAGCAAAAGUUUUGGGUGAUAUUUUUCUCCCGAUUCAAGACCAAAAAGAGUGUCAAAUGUGAAAUGAGUGAAUGUGGCUUCUUCAUAUUCUGUCAGUUGUUUUUUCUUUAUGCUUUUGUUGAGUCGAAGAUUGUUUUAUCUAUCCUCCACUCACAAUUCCGUUUCUGUGCUUCCAAUCUACCAGACUGUGAUUAUAGCUCUAACUCAUCUUAUUUCUAAUUGUUGCUAUCUUUAACUAUCAGUCUCGUAUGAUUUUUUAUAUUUCUAGAAAUAGUUUAAUGUCUAUAACAAACAGAGAAAGAGAUAAUUGACUAAAGUGUUUUGUAAUUGAUAUAAUAAGAUUCUAGUACUUACUCUAAGAGAAAUGUAUGUUUAUAGAAUGAAAUGUAGGCAUUUGCUCAAAGUGUAUAUUUUAAACGCUAGUGUUUAAGUUUAAGUAUAUUACUCAAUUGUACAAUGAAUGUGUGAAUGAUUAUGUGCUACCAACGAAUCUUAUUCAGACGUUUUAUUUAGUUUUAAUUUGCCAUAUUUAUGCCAGAAGUCCUUCUUUAUUCAGUAAAGAUUAAAAUAUAGUUCUGGCAAUAAAAUUUACAAUUCCAUUAUUUAUCUUCAAUUGUUUAUUUGUUUGUUAAACUCUUUGUAAGGCAGUUUUGUAUGUGUUUCACACGAAAGAAUUCUAAAAUAUAUUCAAUUCACUUAAACUUUACUAGAAUUUUCAAGUAGCUUUAAUUUUCACUGUUAUUUUUUUACUGUUGGUAAAUAAUCAUGAGCGAUAACUGAAUCACGAUUACAAAUUUACAUUCAGGAUUGAGUUAAAACUGCCAGUACUUAAUAUUAUACCGUGCCUAAGGGACCACAUAAUAUGCAUUUAUUAUUCCUACACAAAACUGUAAUAUGUGCAAUAGACCACAGUUAGAUUAGCUUUAGAAUAUAUAUAUAUAUAUAUACAUAUUUAUUAUCCUUUUUAAUUAAUUUCUUGAUUUGUAAUAAUUAGUUGUAUGUUACUCAUUCAUAAUUGUAAUCUAAUAAACCAAAACACCUUCGUAAGGGUUGGUUACAACCACUGCCACCAGGAUUAUGUCGUGGUUUGAUAAAGAAACAUAUUUUCCAGAUAAAAUGUUUUAAGAUAAACACAACUUUCUAACUUUUAAUUUCUUCUCAGGUGAUUUUUCGUUUUAUUAAGCUUAUAUCCUUUGCAUAAUACUCAUUGACCAAUACAUGUUAAGAGACCAAGUAAACUUAAGAGUAAGCACACAUAAUUAUAAAAACCAUAUCUUUAGUUUUGUCAUUUACUUGUAAGUUAUAAUGUUACUUGUACACAAAUAUUAUUGUAAAGAAAUAUUUAUAUUGUCCAAAAACACUUGUACAUAAAAAUCUCCAGACUUAUUCCUAAUUAGCUUCUAACAGUGUUUUACCUUUAGUAUCUAACAACCACUCUGUGUUUACAAAGUGUUACAAUCACAUUACAACAUAAGUUGCAACAAUCUAGUUAAUAUUUUACUCUUUGAUUUUACAGACAACUAAAAAGAAUUACUUCACCUAUAACCAAAUAACACUAUAUAAGGAACAUUUAGCUUUUAUAUGUAAAUAUAACAAUACCAUAACUACGUGUAUAACCUGUAAUUAUGCUAUUGUAUGAUUGUUUGUAUACAUUGUGCAUGUGUAUAGAUCUGUGUAAGAGUGUAUACAGCCUAUUGUAUAUGAGAGUAAGUUUUUACAUCUAAUCUCAUGGUAGAGGGAUAUUUUUAUAAACAACAAAAAACUAUCACGAAAAUAAAAAUUCUAUGUAGUGUCGGGUUUUUAGGCCUUAUAAAGUAUUAUCAUCAUCUGUUUUGUAUACUUCAUCAUUUCGCUUUUAUGUUAUUUUUUUAAUAAAAUCUUUACUAAA